UAAUGUUCUAUAAGAUCUCCUUCCUUCUACAAAAAUUUAAUUUCCUUUUCCUUUUGGCAUCUUGUUUUAUAGGUUUUGUUCUCCAUUCUCUUUGCUCAUAGUCUGGUUAGAGAUGUCAACAGAAGAUCAAGAAAUUUGUUGCCAUGUGACUCCACUGGACGAAGUUGAAGCAGAAGAUGAUUCUUUUUCCUGCCAUAUGUUCUCGAUAGAGGUUGUAGCCACCUUCAUGCCUCCGCUGGAUGAUUCAGCAAUGGAGGAAGAAGAAUUGGAGCUUUAUGAUGAGGAGUGUGACGUGAUCCAGGACAGAUUCCUAGUUGAACGAAACAAGUUGUUUUGCCCAGAAACAUCCGUGUCAACUAUACAUCAAAUUCUUCUUGACAUGGACAUCCCUGUUCAGCCAUACAUGGUGGAUAGGAUAUUAGGGUUUGCUCGUCAAAUGGCAAGCAAUAAACGCUAUAUGGGUCGAAAGGUUCUGCACAUGAGGGUAGAAAUUGAUGUUCCUCCUGGUUUUGAGGCAAUGGAUACUGAAGGCGAUGGAGAUGAUGAUGAUCUAUCGUCACGCUUAGUGCCCGCAACCAAGACAGCAAUUGAGGCUUUGGAGAUAAUCAAAAUUGAAGAUUCGACAGAACACUGUAUGAUUUGUUUGGAGGAGCUACUGAUUGGAUCAGAGGUGACUCGGAUGCCUUGCUCCCAUCUUUAUCACAGUGGGUGCAUUCUUAAUUGGUUAGAAAAGAGCAGAGCUUGUCCAUUGUGCAGGUUUGAAAUUGCCUAGUUGGGAAUCACAGAGAUAGCGACUAGUCUAGUAGACAUGUAUAUUUUU
Messenger RNA from Hevea brasiliensis (rubber tree), 820 nucleotides. Its product is annotated as E3 ubiquitin-protein ligase CIP8-like. Lineage: Eukaryota; Viridiplantae; Streptophyta; Magnoliopsida; Malpighiales; Euphorbiaceae. The transcript has a single exon. The record is from RefSeq and is a predicted model, not a curated record. Gene Ontology annotation, biological process: protein ubiquitination. The coding region runs from base 113 to 772 and encodes 219 amino acids. Gene Ontology annotation, molecular function: ubiquitin protein ligase activity. Gene Ontology annotation, cellular component: cytoplasm.